GCAUAGAAAUUGUUGACGCCCUCUACGUUUACAUGCGCUAUGCCGCACCAACCGGGUUUGACGUCACAUAGCUUAGUUACAGAAAGCGUUUCUACUGAUUUCAUCACUGAAUUGGUUUCUUAUACCUCUAACAAUGCCCGGGUUACUAGAUUUAUUACGGAAGAUGAAGCGGAAAGACAAGAGGGAACUGCGUGUUCUUCUACUGGGUCUGGACAAUGCUGGAAAGACGACGAUUCUGAAGAAAUUGGCGCAUGAAGAGGCUCAAAACAUCUCACCCACAGAAGGAUUCAACAUCAAAAGUGUAGCAUCGGGAGGUGUGAAUUUAAAUGUUUGGGAUAUUGGAGGACAACGGAAACUUAGGCCGUACUGGAAAAAUUAUUUCCAAAACACAGAUGUUUUAAUCUAUGUGGUAGAUAGCGCUGACCAUGGAAGAUUUGAAGAGACGAGUUUCCAACUUUCUGAUUUAUUGGAAGAAGACGGGUUACAAGGGGUACCUCUAUUAGUAUACGCCAAUAAACAGGAUCUUCUAGGUGCCGCAUCUCCGGCAGAGAUCUCGGAUUCGAAAAACCUUGAUCUUCAAAGAAUACGUCAAAGGGCAUGGCAAAUACAAAGUUGUUCGGCUGUUACGGGAGAGGGUUUAAGCAAAGGUAUGGAGUGGGUUAUGAAGAACAUGAAGAAGUAAGAGAGCUAACAAUCAUCCUAAGCUACAGGCUAUAAGUAGAGAGUGUGAAGGAGGUCGUAAAUCGUCAGUAAACUGACCAUUGCAGGAUUGGAUUCAUUCACACUUGUUGAUAUAUCACACUAUAUUUACAUUAUCCAAACAGGGGUUGUGAUUUUCAUGUUGGUUGAUAUAUAUAUAGGGCUUGCAUACAUUCUCCCUGAAAACAGGUUUUGCAUCCAUACUAGAUGAUUUAUCAGUUCAGAAGUUUGUAUGCAUUCACACUUGUUAGAUAUUUCAGUGCAGGAGUUUCCAUGCAUUCAUUCACACUGGAUGGUGUAUCACUAAAAGGGAAGUGCAUGCAUUCACACUUCCAUAAAAGGGGUUCAUGCACAUUCACAAUAUCCAUAUUGGGCUUAGCAUGCAUUCAGUCUGGUUGGUAUUUCAGUGAAAUCGAUAUGCAUGCAUUCACAUCACUCUUGAGGGGGUUUGCUCACAUUCACAAUAUGAAUACAUGUAAGGGUUUGCAUGCAUUGACAAUAUAAAGGGUUCGCACACAUUCAGCCAUUAAUACUCGAGCUUGCAUGCAUACAAACUUGUGGACGACCCAGUAAAACAGGUACACGAAGACACUCAUUCGCACCAGUUGAUGUAUCAGUAUACAAGUUUGGAUGCAUUCACACCAGUGGAUUCAUCGCAAAAUGUAUUUGCAAGUUUACAUACAUUCACAGUCACACAGUGAUUGAUAUACUUAAAGAGACUUUUGCACUCUCGUGGAUCGCAUCACUGAUGAUAACAGAUUAUUGCUCAGGAUUAUCAUGUGUUUUCGGCAUUGAAUUGUAGAAUUUAAAAGGAGGUGUUGUAACUAUUUCUGUGACUCUGCACACAUCUCUGAAAAAAGAUAUCCCUCAUCCUGUGUGAUAUUUUGGAGAUUUACUUCAGUAAUGGCAGGGAGGUGUAUAUUUUUAAAAAGUGUGUAAGUCACCCAAGAUGGUAAUACAUGUGAUCAGCUACCCCCAAAACAAAAUAAUUUUAAAGAUUUUUAUUGAGCUUGAAAAAGGACUUCCUAAGCUUUUAAAAUGAUAUAUAGCUUAAAAAAUUGAUCAACAAUAACCUACUCCAGUACUUGUUUGAAUGCUGAAGAUACUAAAAGAGAGCUUACAAAAUAAGGAGAAAACGUUUGAAGUUCAGGGGCACGUUGUGCAAUCUCAAUUAAACUUCCAAGAAGUCCGCUUAAACUUGCAUCAAAGAAACUCUCCUAUCAUGUUUUGUAUUCAACCCUACAACUUAAAAUCUUGACAGUACGAAGAAGUUCUUUUAGAUUAGCUAUUUUUUUCCUUUUUUUUUUUUUGCCUUUUGAAGACCAACUUACUAUUUUUUGCUUUUUUCAAGAGAACCUCCCUGACAUCUUUUUUUUUUUUGGGGGGGGGGGGUGGGGCUGGUCGCAUAUUUAGGGAACAGAUCAAGCUUCAUUUGUUUUAUUUAAUCCUAGACAUCUCAGAAAAUGUGUAAGCCCUCUCCCUCAUAAGGCACCAUGUACUUCAACCGGGCCUUCAAUGCAAACACUGCUGGGAUGAUUUUGUAUGUGAUCUGCAAAGUAUAAUCUGACCAAGUGUCUUUGGUGUGUAAAACCAGUUUAAUGUACAAAAUAUAGACUCUUUAAACUUUGUAAACCAAAGCAUGUUUGUAAAUGAGUUGAUAAACAUGAUAUUUACCAUUAUGUCCUAAACUCAUCCAAUGUACUUAAAGUCCAUUGAAAUAGAUAAUCGGUAUUUGACUGCUCAUUUUUACACUAUUUAUUAGGUGUACCUCAUUAUCUGGGGUAGGUUGUAUGUAUGUAUUCAGUAGCGCUAUAUAUGCCAAGUUCAUAAUUGUACUUGCAAACCUUACCCCCCCCCCCUUCUCUAUUUCUCUCUCUCUCUCUUUCUGGGGGCUUAGCCCUAACAUUGCAAAUUGCUGUGAUAUUGAUUAUUGUGUAAUUUAGAUCAAAAGUGAUUGUUAUGAAUUUCAUUCGUUAAAAAGAAAUACGCUGUAACCCACUGAAAUCGUGAGUGGAAUUACAAAUGAAGUUGUUCUUGUAUCGAUUUUUACAUUCAAGGCACAAAAGAUCGCAUCGUAUUUAAUCCAUUUCCGAGCAAUAUUCACGUUGCUACUGAAAGGGGAGAUGAAAUUCAAUCCUAUGUUCAUUUCUAAAUUCUCUUUGUACUUUUUCCAGUAUUCAUGUGCAUUGAUCGCAACUGUAAUCACCUUGAGUUCAAUUCCUGCCUCUUGAGUAUAGUUAAAGGGAUGGUGCGGGCUGAAAAUACUUAUAUCUUAAUUCAUAGAGUAGAAUUCACUGAGCAAAAUGCCGAAAAUUUCAUCAAAAUCGGAUAACAAAUAAUAAAGUUAUUGAAGUUUUAAGUUUAGCAAUAUUCUGUGAAAACAGUUGUCAUGAAUAUUCAUUAGGUGGGCUGAUGAUGUCACAUCUCCACUUUCGGUUUUCUUAUGUUAUUACAUAAAAUCAUAAUUUUUUCAUUAUUUCAUACUUGUGUGAAUUAUAUGUCUCCCUUAUAAUGAAAUAAGUUGCAGCAAUAAAUAUAUAAUACACU
Lytechinus pictus (painted urchin) is the source of this 3246-nucleotide messenger RNA. Its product is annotated as ADP-ribosylation factor-like protein 3. Gene Ontology annotation, molecular function: GTPase activity; GTP binding. The transcript is spliced from 5 exons. Gene Ontology annotation, cellular component: cytoplasm; microtubule cytoskeleton. Bases 134 to 682 code for a protein of 182 amino acids. NCBI's taxonomy places the organism in Eukaryota, Metazoa, Echinodermata, Echinoidea, Temnopleuroida, Toxopneustidae. Gene Ontology annotation, biological process: cilium assembly. The record is from RefSeq and is a predicted model, not a curated record.